AUGAAGUUUGGAAGAAAUCUUCCACGUAACCAAGUCCCCGAGUGGGCAUCGUCGUACAUCGACUAUAAGGGUCUCAAGAAGUUGAUCAAGGCAGCCGCGGAGGUCAGCGCAAAGGCAGGCAACAAAGCCGAUUUAGCAGAGUUCUUUUUCGCAUUGGAUCGUAAUCUUGAAGAUGUCGACACAUUUUACAACAAGAAGUUUGGCGAAGCACAUCGACGACUGAAGCUACUCCAAGACCGGUACGGCAGGAGCCCAGAUGUCGUUCCCGAUUUGGACGAUGACGAAGUCGAAGAGCUGAUGGGAGCUCUCUUAGAGCUUCGAAACCAGUUGAGGAAUCUCCAAUGGUUUGGCGAGAUCAACCGGAGAGGCUUUGUCAAGAUUACCAAGAAGCUAGAUAAAAAGGUUCCUGAUACGACUACUCAGCACCGAUAUAUCACAACAAAAGUCGACCCUAAGCCAUUUGCCAAGGACACGACUAUUGCCCGACUGGUUUCGGAGAUUAACAAAUGGCUUUCCGUCUUGGGCGACUCGCAAAACCUGGACGAUUCGAAAUCCGAUAGGUCUGCGAGAUCAGUCCGCUCAUUAGGACGAGCAUCUGCGAAAGUGAUGCUGAGCGUGCCACAGUCUGUCUACGACUCACUGGAGCAGGCCAUCAGGAAUGAUGAUGUAGCGAGGCUCCAGUCCAGUUUGCAGGAAGGAAAUUUGGUUUCCCCAGAACCGUCUUCCCAGGCCAUGCUUCUGAACUUCCUGCAGCGAUCCAUAUCUUCGCGAUCGAAAGCCUGCAUCGCUUACCUACUACAGCAGAUUACGUCACUUGAUGAGGCAGACGACUUGAACGAGCGAAACUGUAUCCACCGCUUGGUUAUUCACAUUGGCCGGACCAAGUCCGCUAAUGAGGGUGAUCUAGAGCCCAAUGCGGUCCCGUUCCCUGUGAGCUCACAUUACAGCAGUCAUUAUGUUGCGCCCACACCACCGCCACAGAACGGUGCGGCGAAACUACUUGGCAAGGACGAUGGAGCCGUACAGUUGCUAAGCUAUUUGCUUAACAGUCUUCAACGUGAGCAGCGUUCGGCACUUUCCAAAAGAGAUUCGCUUGGUCGUCUCCCUUUGCACUACGCCGCUCAAUUUGGCUUCGUUAUUUUGUGUGAGAUUAUCAUGGCCAAAAUGCAAGAAUGGGAUCAAUUUCACGUCGGCAGCGGAAUUGAUGGCCUCGAGUGGCAAGACAAAGAAGGCAAUGCACCGCUGCACCUUGCUGUUAUUGGUGGCCAUCCACUGACAACAAAAGCUCUUCUUCUUGGAGAAGACUGGCGUGGAGAAGCCGGCGCCAUUGUCAAGCAUCGUGGUCCUGUGUCGCAGUCGAGCGUUGUCCUGGCUAUUGCAACAAAGUCCAAUUUUGCUUCAAUCGUCAAGAUGCUUGUCGAAGCUGGCAUCAAUAUCGACUGGCAGGAUGAGACCGGUGAGACUUCCCUUCACAUUGCCGCACGUUUCGGACACAUGGAGUGUGCAAAGAUCUUGAUCGAAGGCAUCGCAGGCCACAAAGCCAAUCUCGAAUUGACUGAAAAAUCCUUUGCCUGGACGCCUUUGCAUAUUGCAGCCGUGGACGGUCAUUUUGAGGUCGCUCAGCUUCUUUUAGAUGCCGGCUCCCAGGCCGGAAAGAUGGACUCUUUUGGAUGGACCGCCAAGGAACAUGCAGCCCUUCGAGGUCACAUAAAUAUCGCCAACCUGUUGCUUGCCUACACAAAAGACGAGGAGCUCAAGCCCGAGGCCGAAGAAGAGGAGGAGGAUGAAACUGCUGGAAGGAGUCCAUCGCCUCAAGAGACCUCUUCGCUCGAAGACAGACGGUCUAACGGUAGCACACGGGUUGCUGAGCCUAUGAAAUCCUUUGGACAUCGUUACCUCAGGGAUACCAGCCUGGUCAUGGUUAGUCUAGGCUCAAUGGACAUGCGCAAAGGGAUUGAUGCCGUCAAGUUGGACCGCGUUCCGCUGGCCGAAGCCCACACCAAUCAGCUGGACACUGCUCUUAGUAUAGUGGUGUCUGCUUCUGGUGCGCAGGGCGACCCAACUAUCGUCGAUCUUCCGGUACACGAAAACAUAUCGACUGAGCCGAUUCUGUUUCAUACCACAGAUAUCUCAAAAGUGAAGCUUAUGUUCGACAUCGUUCCAACCUACUCUGGUAAUGAGAAGAACAAGGUCGGUCGAGCCGUUGCCCUGCUUUCGUCGAUUAGGCCAACCCUUGGAACGCAUCGUAUGAACCUUCAGGGUGACGUGUGUGUACCAAUCAUGGCCGCAAAUCUUGAGGUUAUCGGCACGGUGAACUUCAACUUCUUGGUCAUCACUCCAUUCUCCCAUCCUCGAAUGGAAAUCACUUCCCAGCAAACCUACUGGAAGAAAAUGUCUUCAACCAUGGUAAUUGGCCACCGCGGCCUGGGCAAAAAUGUUGUCACAAACAAGUCUUUGCAGCUCGGCGAAAAUACAGUCCCCUCCUUUAUUGCUGCUGCCAACCUAGGCGCCAAUUAUGUGGAAUUCGAUGUGCAGCUUACUAAAGACCAUGUUCCGGUCAUCUACCACGAUUUUCUCGUAAGCGAAACUGGUAUAGAUGCUCCGGUACAUACAAUGACUCUGGAACAAUUCCUCCACAUCAACCCGGAACGUGGUGAUCACCCCACAGAGCUGCGCAAACGUGACGUUGAUGAAGUUCGUGGCAACCAACCUGGACCACGCUCCCGCUCGCUGAGCAUGGGAUUUGCCGGCGACGGCAACAACGAUUCCGACAACCGUAUGAAGCAUACACGAGACUACAAGGCAAAGGGGUAUAAAGGCAACCAGCGGGGCAAUUUCAUCCAAGCGCCCUUUGCCACGCUCGAGGAUCUUUUCAAGAACCUCAAAGAAGACGUUGGUUUCAACAUUGAGAUGAAAUAUCCCAUGCUCCACGAGACCGAGGAGCAACACAUGGACACAUAUACAGUUGAGAUCAACUCGUUCUGUGAUACAGUGCUGAGCAAGGUCUAUGACUUGUCCAAGAACCGGAACAUCAUCUUCAGUAGUUUCAACCCCGACAUCUGCCUGUGUCUUAGUUUCAAGCAGCCCAGUAUCCCCAUUAUGUUCUUGACGGAUGCCGGUUGUGCCCCUGUCGGUGACAUCCGAGCAAGCAGUUUGCAAGAGGCGAUUCGAUUUGCCAGUCGAUGGAAUCUGCUUGGCAUCGUCAGCACUUCACAGCCAUUUGUCAACAGUCCCAGACUUGUCAAGGUGGUGAAACAAAGCGGUCUGGUUUGCGUGAGCUACGGUGCUCAGAACAACGAUCCUAUGCUUGUACAGCGACAAGUACAGGAAGGUAUAGAUGCUGUCAUCGUGGACAAUGUCCUGGCCAUCCGCAAAGGCUUAACCGAUGAUGAAGAGAAGAAGAGGCAAAGAAAGCUUGAGAAAGCUGCGGCCCUCAACGGCCUUCAGAAUGGGUUGCGAGGUGUGGCUUUGGACGAAGUCAUUUAG
Truncatella angustata is the source of this 3486-nucleotide messenger RNA. Its product is annotated as glycerophosphodiesterase GDE1. NCBI's taxonomy places the organism in Eukaryota, Fungi, Ascomycota, Sordariomycetes, Amphisphaeriales, Sporocadaceae. The coding region runs from base 1 to 3486 and encodes 1161 amino acids. Gene Ontology annotation, molecular function: glycerophosphocholine phosphodiesterase activity; protein binding. The transcript is spliced from 5 exons. Gene Ontology annotation, biological process: glycerophospholipid catabolic process. The record is from RefSeq and is a predicted model, not a curated record.